CUUUUUUUUCUUUCUUUUUUUGCUGGCCUGUCAGCCCUAGCAACAAGCAAACAGGCGCCUCUCAUUGGCCUCCUCAAUAUACAACUGCUUUCUAUUCGCCCUCCUCACCGCCACUCAGCAGCGAAAAUACCCGAAGAUUGCUGCUGGUGCUGCGGAUUCAAGGGCAGCAGGGCUGGGUAGGGUCUGGCCCGAGUACGCAGUGGAUGCAGAGGAAGCGAGAAAAACACGGGCGUCUGUUUUCGUAAUGGGUAUAUCAUUAAACUACCAGUGGCACUCUUUUAUGGAUGCAUGCUUUAUCUUCACUCCAUGCCCCCCUGCGGUCUGUAAUGACGGUCUAAUUGGGCCAAUAAGGAGCUUUUACUGUUUUGCAGCAUCUCUAGCGUAGACAAAUUGUUGCGCCAGAUGCAACGCCGUUCUCGAUACCGUGUGGUCGGCCCUUGACUGUCAUCUUUGGGUGCAGGUUUCUCAUCACCGUAAUCACCAGUACUUCUGCAGGGAAACACCAUGCUGACUAGCAUCACUGAAGGGAUACUGUGCUGCCUGACUGGGAAGACUGCCAAUCUAGUCUUGCCCCUGGAGUCAUCAGAACCCUCUGAUGGUUUUGAGUAUGUGGAGGUGAAACCUGGGAGGGUCCUGAGAGUGCGGCAUAUCGUCCCCGAGCGCCAACCCAUAGAAACAGAAAAACAAGUUGCUGAAAAGGACAAUGCAGAUGUUGACUGUUAUGAUAAAGAUUCUCCCAUAUCUAAUAAUGACGGCGACAGUGGCAGCAUUGUCCACUGCAAGAGGAAGAUCACAGUCUACCGAAAUGGCCAGCUGGUGAUCGAAAAUCUCGGGGAUGUUUUGCACUCUGAGAUUCUGCAGUGUCAGGAUGGGGAUUUAGAGCCCUGCAGCACUGUAGAGGUGGAGCUUGCUGACUACAAAGACAUAGCCUCUUCUCCAGACCCCAACCCUGUUCCUCCUCCAGUUCCUCCACCACCUGGGGAACAUAAACCUGCUCCGCCUCCACGCCGCCGCCGUCGCAAACCCAAGCGCACAGUUUUAAUAGACUCCAAGAGGAUGAUCUCGAGCUGCAAAGGAACGCACUCGGAUGUAGCACUGUUCUUCGUGCAUGGCGUCGGAGGAUCUCUUGACAUCUGGAGCAGCCAGCUGGACUUUUUCUCCCGCCUGGGCUACGAGGUCAUUGCGCCAGAUUUGGCAGGUCACGGAGCAAGCACAGCGCCACAGAUUGCAGCAGCUUAUACCUUUUAUGCCCUCGCGGAGGACCUGCGAGCCAUCUUCAAGAGAUAUGCUCGUAAACGCAACAUUCUUAUUGGGCACUCAUAUGGAGUGUCAUUUUGUACCUUCCUGGCGCACGAAUAUCCCGAUCUGGUCCAUAAGGUAGUAAUGAUCAAUGGAGGGGGUCCCACAGCUCUGGAGCCCAGCCUCUGCUCCAUCUUCCAACUGCCAUCUUGUGUCCUUCACUGUCUGUCACCUUGUCUGGCCUGGAGCUUCCUCAAAGCUGGAUUUGCCCGUCAGGGUGCCAAAGAAAAGCAGCUUUUGAAGCAGGGCAAUGCCUUCAAUGUGUCUCCGUUCGUUUUGCGAGCCAUGAUGAGCGGUCAGUACUGGCCCGAGGGGGACGAGGUAUACCAUGCCGAGCUCACUGUGCCCAUUCUUCUGGUUCAUGGCAUGUGUGACAAGUUUGUGCCCAUGGAUGAGGACCAGCGGAUGGCAGAGAUCCUCCUGUUCGCUUUCUUAAAAGUAAUCGAAGAGGGAAGUCACAUGGUCAUGAUGGAGUGUCCUGAAACUGUCAACACCCUCCUGCAUGAGUUCUUUCUAUGGGAGCCUGACAUGUCAAGAAAAGGCAGCAGCAAGACAGACACAGAGAAGGCGAUCGCUGCCAGUGACACUCUUCACACACUGAAAAACAGUAAACCUGUGAACAAAUAACCAUCAAGGCAUAAAGUUUUAUUAAAGAGCAAAGGAGAAGGCCUAUUUUUCGGCAGUUGGCAUGUAUUCCUAAGGCUCCCAGGCUGAGAGCUGUUUAAAACAGGGUCACAUCUUAUGGAUGUAGAUGACCACUGGUGCUCUGAGAUGAAGCGGGAAAGGACGUAUGAUGAGAGGGGCGGACGCCGAUACACAGUCAGUUUCUGCUACGCUUUUCGAUACCAGUUUGUCCUCCAUCUCACCAUGUUUGCAAACCAACACAAAGUCUGGAGGUAAAAGGCACCAUGAUUUGUGUAUGAAAUGUUUGUGGUGAAGAACUGACCGACGAGGCAUAAAAGGCGUGAAACGCUGUUGGAAUCGUCUCGCCUCCAUCAUAUAUAUUCUGUAAAGUACUGCAGAAAAGAGCUCCUGUUCUACCUUAAUAAAAUGGCUAAUUUAUCCAUUUUAACUCUGCUUUCAGUGGAAGAGAAGAAAAAAAAACAUCAAACACAGUCAACCGAGGAAUCAGGGAGGGUGAAGAGCAAUUUAUAACAGAAUAAUUGUGUUUGAUUAAAUGCAGACAGUGGAAAAAUAGAUUAAAUGCAUUAAAUAUACUACACUGUCCAUGUAAAAUGUGGAUAAUAACUGUGUCACAUGCUUACAUAAAUGACAAUAUGAUUGAAGGAGAAACACACACAUACAAAAAAAAUUUGUACCAUAUUGUUUUGGAACCACAUUCACACAAUAUGCAGUGUACAGCAUCUCAGACACACAAUCUGACUGAUUAACAAAUGACAGAAGCAAGUAACUUUCCUUGCACUAAACUCAAAAUCAAAAAUGCUAUGCGUCAGUAUUAAAGUGUAACGAUUUCAUAGUUAAUAUUAAAACAUAAAACAAACAUCAAAGCCGAGAGAGAUUCUCUUCCAGAUUAACAGCCAUUGCCUCGAUACCAUACAUAUAUACACACACAUAUAUAUAUAUUAUCCUAAGGAUAAAAAGUACUGAGAGCCUGCAUGAGUUCAGAGUAUGGAAAGAUAUAUACACAAGGGUUGUUUCAGACAGUUGCAAUAUAUUGCCAUAAAUUCCCAGCACAAUUGUCUUUUAAUGAAAUGGUUCCUCUCAGUGUGUAAGUAUUAUUAUUGUUUAUUUAUUUCUGUUUUUAUCCUGGCGUAACAGCAACAAACUGAUAAAAUGUUGUCUUAAGCUAAUAACUGAUCGCGAAACACGUGUGCGUUACCUAACCCUGCUGCUCCCCGUCCACCCUACACUGUAUAUCUACUCAUGUCGGACUGAAGGAAUGAGCAGGACGUGCUGCUCGCUGUUAGACAUUCAUUCGUGAAUGUUGCUUUGUCUCAUAGUGGGACAGUAAAGUGUGAAUAAAAGCACAGUCUGAUUCUCCCUGACAGUGCUUAUCUGUUGACUGGAUAGAUUACUGUUAUGUGUAACAGAGGAUGUAAGUCAGAGGAAGCCCAAAUAUGAAUCUGCCAAAGGCGAAAAAUCCCCUUAACCUCCUAAGACCUGAACUCUUCCACGGCAUGCAUUUUUAGUUUCUCUUUGAUAUUUGGACAUAUUGGGGCCCGAUGAACGUAAAAACAAAGAAUUACUAGAUUUUUUUUUUUACCUUAUUUUUGUUUUUAAGAAAAAUAAGAGCCACAUAUGAGCAUAUUCAUUUAAAAUUUCCUCGUAAGUGGAUAUCAGGACCUUGUAAAGCAAAAUUGAGUAUUUUGGUCUAAAUAACCCAAAAUGUGAUGUCCACAUAUGUGGACGCAGGGUCCUAGGAGGUUAAGAAAAAAAACAACAAAAAAAAGGGACUUUUGUGCUCUUCAUGCUGGUCUGUUAUAUAUGCAUUUUAAGAGAGAGUGCAGAUGCGAGAUGACUGGAUUUAUGCAACAGGAACAAAUGAACAGAAAUAGUUUGGGAAUAAAUGGAACCGGCUCUAAAACAUUAUAUAUUCUCUAUGGACUUUAUAAAAACCAACAAGUGCUGCUGAUGCAAAGUACUGUAUGUCUCUUUUGGUGUAAAAGGUCAGUAAAACUGUAUGGACUACAGGGUGCACAUGUACUUCUCCUUAUGCUAAAAGUGUGCAUAUAUAAAUUGUCAGUGCUCAUAUGUGCUAUAUCUUUUUGUGGUUAACAAAAUAUGUUAAUGUUAUUGUGGCAUUUAUUCAAGGGAAUCAUAUUAUAUGCACUGCCUGAAUGUAGAUGCAUAUAACAUUAUAUAGCCUAUUAAAACAAUUGAAUUCAGUGUAUGAAUGUGCCUUUCCUGGCAUGAAAUAAAUCAGAUGUUCCCAGUUAAAA
Haplochromis burtoni (Burton's mouthbrooder) is the source of this 4199-nucleotide messenger RNA. RefSeq names its product protein ABHD8. The transcript is spliced from 5 exons. The coding region runs from base 505 to 1926 and encodes 473 amino acids. NCBI's taxonomy places the organism in Eukaryota, Metazoa, Chordata, Actinopteri, Cichliformes, Cichlidae. Gene Ontology annotation, molecular function: catalytic activity. The record is from RefSeq and is a predicted model, not a curated record.